Molecule: messenger RNA, 2905 nt
Organism: Lycium ferocissimum
Lineage: Eukaryota; Viridiplantae; Streptophyta; Magnoliopsida; Solanales; Solanaceae
Exons: 11
Coding region: 905-2605 (566 amino acids)
Source: RefSeq, a predicted model, not a curated record
AAUGUCAGUAUUGUAAAACCCAAAAACCAUUAAAAUUGCAGUUUUAGGUUAUGUAGAUUCACUACCACAAGUUUUGAAAUUUUGAGGUUUUUUCUUCUUCUGUGGAAAUUGUUUGUAGAAUAGAAAAAUAUUGGGCCCUUUCUUGUGUCAUUUACAUUUCUUUUGAGCCGAUGGUCAAUAGAAAUAGUCUUUGAUAGACCCACUUGUGGUUGUUGUAAAAAAUUUUGGGCCUGGAAAGCUUUUUUUUUUUUCAAUUUAAUGUUGGUGGAGAUACUUUUUUUUUUCCCAGAAAUGGACAAGAAAAAAGACGGGAGAUUUUUUGUUUUGGUGGAAUUGGUAAUGCUAUAAGUGUGAAAGUGAAUUUGAUGAAUAUGAUUUUUUUUUUUUUUGGUUUUAACUCGUUGUUUCGUCUUCUUCGUAUUAAAUUUAACGGUUACUAAAUAACAAAACCUCAUUAAUGUUUUUCUUGUCUGUUUCUGCAAAAUAUUCUUAUUCUUAUUCAUCCGUAUAUGUGUGGAUUAAUUUUGGUGUUUGCAAGGUUGAGUAACGCGUGUCAUCUUGUAUUCCUCCUUUUCUACAUUUUUAGUUAUCUGUUAUAGUUAUUUAUCCUUCUUUUUGUUUUGAGUUUCUUGUAAGUUUUGUUUUCUCUAAAUUCUCUGAUGAUAUUACUGGGUUUUGAUUGUAAUGGAGAAAAUGUCAUAAUUGCAAAGAAAUUGAAGAAUAGGGGGCAAAUUUUGUUUUUUCAUUUUCUUGUAAGUUCUGUUUUCUCCAAAUUCUAUAAUAAUAUUACUGGGUUUUGCUUUGAACGCUUAGAUUGCAAUGGAGGAAAUGAAAAUGUCAUAACUGCGAAGAAAUCGAAGAAAAGGAAGCGAACUUGAGUGUUGCUGGUGAAGUGUAAUCUAGUAUGAACAACAUUGAUGAGAUGAAUCCCAAUGUUUCUGUUGGGAAGAGGUUUAAGUUUCCCAAAAAGUUUUUUGAUGAGUGUAAUGGAGUUGAUCAUGCUUCUGUUCCUCGGAAACUUCGUUCAGCUGUCAAGAAGAGAACUUGCCAGUCCAUCUCUCCGCCUUUGCCAAAUUUCAAAAAGAUGAAUCACAUGUCAGAUGGAGCUGAAACAUUAAGGAAAUAUGUCAACAAGUCCAAGCUUAAUCUGACUCAUUGUGGCUCGAGUCGGUGUAUAAAGGAGCUUGAGGACCCAAUCACCAAAGAUGAAGAAGAAGUGGCUGAAACUUUGUAUGCUUUGGCUGGUAUGAUCCCAGACACUGAAACCUUGAGUGAAAGCAAAAUAAAUUGUCAACUGCCGGAAGUGAAAUCUUUGGACUUACCAGAACCAGAGACUUCUGUGAUUGCAAGUGGAGUUGUAAGGGAAGAGCAGUUUCCAGAUUUAGCUGUUUCUGCUGGAGAAGCUGCCAAAUCAAAAUCAUUUGGGGAUGCUUCCCGGUGUGAAACAUCCAUCAAAACAGAGCAUCCCAAAAUUUCACUGCGACCAGUUGUUGCUUCUGGAUAUCAAGCCAACCAACAAAACACGCACAAGGAGAAGAGGAAUAAUGGUUCAUUGUUGUGGCCGGGCUUGUCUGCAGUAGGGUCGUCUUGUUCCGACAUUCUUGGUUCUUCACAGCAGUUUCCGAUUGCCAAUUUUCCUGCUUGGUUUGGAAGCACUGGUUCUGAUCCUCAAGCUCAAAACACAGAAGCGUGUCUCCCAACCAUGAAGGAUUCUCAAGUCCCAAUUGAAUUGAGGAAGUCAUUUAAGAGGUGUGCUGCUCAUGUUUAUAUAAGUCGGUUGACUGAAGUCUUGCAGACUGCAGUGAGAGCCGACACAAUCUCAUCGCAUCCAUCUCAGUCUUCAUCUCCUGAUGGAUUGAAGCAAGGCACUCACAUAAUUCAGAACAGCUUAACUGGAAAGGUGAAUGAUAUGCAUGGGAUUGUUUCUACUGCUGAUAAGAAUCCAACUGAAGUUAGAAAUGCAAUCCUUUUGCACAAAAGACUCCUCCAAGAUCAGCAACAGGCUUCUACAACGUCCGGGUUCAAUUCCUUAGUAAAGCAGAAUGUAGAUUUCCUGUCAUUGUCAGCUGGAAGUUAUGUGAUGAAAGGCAAUAAUGGUGCUAAUAAACAUCCAGCCAUGCAUUUCUUGCCGCCCCAGAAUGGUUAUUCUUCUGCAUCUUUCCGUUGCCAUCCUGCAACGGCAACAGCUCAGCAGUUGCAGGUUCUGCUACCUCCAUAUCUUGAAGGUGCAGCAACUCGUCCUUCACUUGAAGCUACUAUGGUCUUACCAAGACAACCUUCACAGCAGAAUGAACUACGAAACGCUCAUUUCACUGCUCAGUACAAGUUCGGACUCUCUGCCUCACAAAUGCAAGACUGGCAAAAUGCACACGGACAAAUGCCUAUUUUUGGACCUUCUCAAGCUUCUUCUUCCUCCAUGGAAGCACUUUCUUCCAAGUAUGCUCCAGCCUUGUUGAACGAACAGGAGCUUAUGUCCAUUUCUACGUCACGUGCAAAUUCAAGAAUCAGAGGACAAUAUUACAGUUUCCCUUCUGGCUUGGAGGGAAACGGACUAUACCCCAAUAAUGUGCCUCCUUUGCAGCUUCUUUGCAAUGAUCGUCGUUGAUCAGAUAGGACCUCCUGCAAAUAAUAAUUAAUUUAUUCUUUUCUUUGCUUAUGCAUGAUUAGGUGUCCAUUCUGUUAAUGAAUAUAUCAAGAGGAGGAACAAAAGAAGGGAGGAUAUAGUAAAUUUCGGGUCCCUUGCUAGAUGCUUUGGCUUAGUAUAACAUCAUACCCUUAGAGGCUUACUUAUAAUGUUUCACUUUCAAUUAAUUGUAGAGGAACAACUUCGGAAUUGUUUGUUGGUUUCCGCCUGGAUGGAAGUUUAUUUGUGUAAGAAGAAGAAAGAGUCCAAAUUUACCUUCUA